AUGGAAAUUUAUAGUCACAUUGAAAUAUAUGGUAAAAUUGAAAUAUAUGGUAGAAUUGAGGAAAAAAGUUGGCCUCGUUUGCCACUUUUCGUCUCACACGUGUGGACCUGUGCACAUGGGAACCUGUGCACGUGUAACCAUCGCCUCUUAACAGUGUUAAGUGUUUUUUGUUUAGGGGGGUGA
Messenger RNA from Chondrus crispus (carragheen), 183 nucleotides. RefSeq lists its product as hypothetical. The coding region runs from base 1 to 183 and encodes 60 amino acids. NCBI's taxonomy places the organism in Eukaryota, Rhodophyta, Florideophyceae, Gigartinales, Gigartinaceae. The transcript has a single exon. The record is from RefSeq and is a predicted model, not a curated record.